AUGCACGGUGUUUGGAGGUAUUGGGCUCCUCCACUUGAACGUUCUAAACUGGCCACAACCGCGUUCACUGGAUCGUAUGCGGGUGCAGUCAUCGGUCUACCUGCAUCCGCAUGGCUUGUCAGCUAUGUGGAUUGGUCAACACCUUUCUAUGUUUACGGAAUAGCUGGUGUCAUAUGGUCGGUAUUUUGGUUCUCGUUAACGUUUGAAGCACCAGCAUUUCAUCCAACAAUUUCAAGCGACGAGAAACGUUACAUCGAAGAACAAAUUGGUCCUGUUUCAAUGUCUCAUCCUACGGUGAAUAUUACUCGUAUUGGAUGA
Anisakis simplex (herring worm) is the source of this 318-nucleotide messenger RNA. The record is from the annotation of a GenBank genome assembly. NCBI's taxonomy places the organism in Eukaryota, Metazoa, Nematoda, Chromadorea, Rhabditida, Anisakidae.